AUGGCUCCCGUCAACUUCUUCCUCCAGCUGAAAAACACUUAUUUUGGCCAUGCAGACAAGGACAAGCCCAUCAUCUCGCCUACCACAGCAGCCAUACUAUCGGUUCUUUGCACGCUGAUCUACGUGGUCCCUUUCUACCUUUUCUCCUCCACCAGGCCAUCGCCAACGCUAAACCGCGAUGCUCCCAGCGUUAUUCGCGCGCGUAUCCGGACCGUCACAUUGGCUUGUAUCAUCGGUGCCACUGGCACUCUCUAUCUGCUCGUCGGAACAGCGAAGCUCUCGGUAACCGACGCUCUGCAUAUGCUGGGCUGUUGGCCGGUUCGACCAUGGGACUUGUUUAGAUGCUUCGCCCUGACAUUGUUGUUGUAUGUCGGGCCGCUGUUUGAAAAGGUUUUCGUGGAGGGAGAGUUCGAUAACCUGCGCCAGCGUGGUGUUGCUGCGAUUAGCGAAACUCUUAGCAGCUGGCAGGGCUACAGGAACUACGUCGCUGGGCCUAUCACUGAGGAGGUUGUCUUUCGAUCCGUUCUCAUCCCCAUCCACCUGCUCGCCAAAAUCUCCCCGGGCAGGAUCGUUUUCCUGACACCACUCUACUUCGGCAUCGCCCAUGUCCACCACUUUUACGAGUUUCAUUUGACCCAUCCUCACAUCCCACUUUUGCCGGUCUUGUUGAGGUCCGUACUCCAGUUCACCUAUACCACCCUUUUUGGCUGGUUUGCCGCCUUUGUUUACAUGCGUACGGGCUCGGUCUACGCUUGCAUCAUCAUUCAUUCAUUUUGCAACUGUGUCGGUCUUCCUCGUUUCUGGGGCCGCGUGAGGAGACCGGAGGACUACUCGAUCCACCCUGUUGUCAUCCGUGGCAAAGACGAUACGGACCUCGUUCAGGCUGCGACACAAGGUCAAAAGCUGGGGUUGCGGUGGACGGUGGCGUAUUACCUGCUUCUGGUUGCGGGUGCAUAUGCUUUUUCGCGUGGGCUGUGGCCAUUGACUUUAUCAGAGGCGGCUCUGGCCGAAUUCGCGCACAACAAACACAGAUAG
Fonsecaea nubica is the source of this 1035-nucleotide messenger RNA. RefSeq lists its product as hypothetical. Gene Ontology annotation, biological process: CAAX-box protein processing. Lineage: Eukaryota; Fungi; Ascomycota; Eurotiomycetes; Chaetothyriales; Herpotrichiellaceae. The coding region runs from base 1 to 1035 and encodes 344 amino acids. The record is from RefSeq and is a predicted model, not a curated record. Gene Ontology annotation, cellular component: endoplasmic reticulum membrane. The transcript is spliced from 3 exons. Gene Ontology annotation, molecular function: metalloendopeptidase activity.